Diatraea saccharalis (sugarcane borer) is the source of this 1922-nucleotide messenger RNA. The record is from the annotation of a GenBank genome assembly. NCBI's taxonomy places the organism in Eukaryota, Metazoa, Arthropoda, Insecta, Lepidoptera, Crambidae.
CAUAAUUGGUUGCUGAUCGCUGCCCUAAAUAUAUCAAACUACAAUGUCCAAUGACACCUAAUAUGUGUAACAGUCUAAUACGACACCGGUACUUGCGGCAUCAUAGCUGUGUGUGUAUAAACACAGUGAUUUUCCAUCGUCUUCAUCGGCUGCAUUUGUGGGUGAGGCAUAAUAUUAGGUAUUGGUUGUGGCGGAGGCGGAUUCUGUUCAGGUGGUUUUUUAUUUUUCUUCUCGCAUUUCUUGAACUUAAUACCAAGCUUAUUCAAUAAUAUUAAUCGCAACGAUUCCUUUCCUCCUUUGAAAUUUAACUCAUGUUUGGCUGAUGCUAAAAUUUUACCCAACGUUGGUACCUCUUUUCUGACCGAAUAUCCAUUCACUAUACCACGUAAAGCACACAAUUGAAAGUAAUCAAGUUGCACUUUCGUUUUGCGUACUCGUUUCUUCUUAGGACCUGUCAUUUUAGUUUGAGUUGCUUCGGCAUGCAAUCCAUCCCUUUUUAUGCGUUUUAUUGUGCUUUCAGAUAGCCCUGUGGCCGCGCACGCCCUUUUGACUACAUUCUCGACAGGAAAAGCGUAGCCUCUAUUCUGUUUUUCACUUUCAAAAAACUUUAUCACUUUAAAAAUAAUUUCUUUCGCCUGCCCGUCAAUAGCUUCCUUCUUUUUUUUGUCAUUCUUCGGUUUUUUUUCUUCAGAUUUAACUUGUAUUUGAGGUUCUUGUUGUUGUACUUGAGGCACUUGAGGCACCUGUUGGGGCUCAGGCGGCCCCAGUUGUGUUAAAACUGUCUGAGUUUGAUUGUGAUGAGAAGGUGGCUGCAUAGGUACUAGGAGAUUCAACACUGGCACUUCAUGAACUAGAGCUUGCGAUUGAUGUAUAAUUUCGUGCGUCGUCAUCUUGUAAUAUUGAAAAUAGCACUGCUAUAAAAAGUUUUUUACUUUUUUGUAAUAAUUAGUGCUCAUGAAGAAGCACAAAGUGAUUGAAAUAACAAAAACAUCAGUCAACAAAGGCAAAAUUCAGUCGCCAUUUGACCAUAGACUAAAAUAGACAAUAUAGAGUUAUUAUUAUGACUUUACUAGUGAUGUCGAUUAGUAAAAUGUAGCGUUCUUAAAUUCUCUUUGGGCAUUAUGAAUAAAUCCAAUAAAACUAAAACUUAAAAAUACCUACUAAUUUGUCAAAUAUUUUAUCUUUUUUUUUCGAACAAAUUCACCACGGAUCCGGUGAUCGAUGUUGCUAGAAUUUGAAUAAUCAGAUCGAUACUAUUUAUUCAUAAUAUAUAGUCUGUGAAAUAGUUCAUUCACUUCUUUAUGCUCUGUGAAUCAUUCUGUCAUUCGUGUAUCAUUCAUUCAACUACUGUUUGUAAACAUUUUAUUUCUUUUCGAAUUGAAAUAAAUAAAUGUGUUUAUAAAUCUUAAUAAGAAACAUGGAUGACUCUUCCGAAUUAGUUUUAAAAAAGAUUUGCUGCACAUGUCUUAGUCGCGACCGUAAAUUAUCACAAUUGUGCAGAUUAAAAGAAGGAAUAAAUAAUUUAUAUUUAUUGCUGUCUCAAGAUUCUGAAGCAUACAGAGAAGGCUUCUAUAAAGAUACAGCCAGUUGGCAUAUAUGCUGGGAGUGCUGGGCCAUCAUGAGGAGGAUCAGCAGUUUCCAGAGCCAGGCGUGUAUCGCACAACGACACUUGACCGGUAUUGUGGAAGGAAGAACUGAUGUAAGCUGUAGUCCAGUUGCCAAACAGAAAGAAUUUUGUACAUUGACCUUUGUGCAUACAGAUAUCGUCAACAUUUUAAGUUUACUUAACUGUGACAGAAUUGGGUAGAUGCAUCUGUGCCAUCCAUAAAUUACGUCACACGUUAGGAGGGGGGGGGAGGUCGACGAAAUGUGACAUUAGAACAAUAUUUAGUAGAAUUUGCAUAGACAAACAUAUGACAGGG